AUGGACGAAGCGGAGGACGCGCAGGAGGGGAAGCACCCCCUCGAGAACGCGUAUCAGGCAGGUGCGUCUCCGAUCCGCCGUCUCGUACCCUCGCCGACCGGUGCGGCAGGCACCAUCGAGCGCGGCCACAUCUACUUCUUCUACCGGCCCAAGGUCGAGCGCGAGGAGGCCCACUCGCUCGACGACGUCCAGCGGUUCUACAUCCUCCUCUGCCGCGGCCCCCCAGUUCGCGUCCGGUUCCGCCGCCGACACGGCCAACGAUGGGGAGCAGGAGCGGGAGAUGGCCUCGUCGAGGAAGGCGCGGACGCCGUGCCCGCCGCGGAGCCCCAGGACGAGCCGAAGAAGCCCUUCCGCCUGAUCCACGUCGGGAAGAAGGGGCUUCCAGACCCCGAGCGGGCUGGCGGGGGCGGUGGCAGGCGGAGGCAGAUGUUCUGGGCGUCCGUCGACAGCGUCGGAGAUGACCUGACGGCGCUGCAGGCGGGCCUGGAGGGGUCGACGUACGAAACCAAGACCAGGGGUGCGUCGCCUCGCCGACUCGCCGCUUUCCGGCGGACGGGACCGCCGGCGCGGCUCGCGGCGGCGUACGCGAUCGUCAACCAGGACGCACGGAUACCGUCUCAGCGCGAGACCCAUCUCGGGUACCACCUCUCGCACCCUCUGCGGACCAGCUGGGGGAGGCAACGCGCCCAGUACCCACCCGAGAUUAUGAAGGGCGUGUUCGGGAAGGGCGGGCGGCGCGGGAACGAGACAUACGGGCUGCGGUUUGCCGCAUGUGAGAGGAGGGAGAUGCUGGACUACGAGGGGACUGAGUUGCUGCUGAUUGCAUCCAGAAGCGGAGAAGAGGGCCUUGAGGAGAGCUUGGGUGGCGGCAGAGGCAAAGCUCUUGAGGAAGCCGAAGAUAGGGAAAGCCAGGAGUCGAUAGAUGAGGUCAUGAAAGAGCUUGCUAUGGAUGUUGAGAAGAUUCCGGCUGAUCCGUUGGAAGGUCUGUGGGCUUAG
This is a messenger RNA of Epithele typhae, 996 nucleotides long. RefSeq lists its product as uncharacterized. The transcript has 4 exons. The record is from RefSeq and is a predicted model, not a curated record. Lineage: Eukaryota; Fungi; Basidiomycota; Agaricomycetes; Polyporales; Epitheliaceae. The coding region runs from base 1 to 996 and encodes 331 amino acids.